Penicillium maclennaniae is the source of this 1179-nucleotide messenger RNA. RefSeq lists its product as uncharacterized. The transcript is spliced from 2 exons. The record is from RefSeq and is a predicted model, not a curated record. Bases 1 to 1179 code for a protein of 392 amino acids. Gene Ontology annotation, cellular component: mitochondrion. Lineage: Eukaryota; Fungi; Ascomycota; Eurotiomycetes; Eurotiales; Aspergillaceae. Gene Ontology annotation, biological process: mitochondrial respiratory chain complex I assembly; biosynthetic process.
AUGGCCCUAUUCAAAGAGGCCGCUCGCCCAUGCCGGGCGACAUCAGCUUGGCGUUCAUAUUCGCGACAAUGCCAGCAACAAUUCCGACCGCAGAAAAGGCUUUUUAGCCAAAGUCGAGCUGGAUUCUCCGCCGCCACUGCCGAGGAAAUCAACGGCGCGCACAAAUACUGCGUCGCUCUACUCUCAAAAUACGAUCGACCCUCCUAUACUUUGAGCACCUUCAUCCCACCCCACGCCAGAUCAUUUUACAUCGCCCUUCGUGCCCUGAACGUUUCACUCUCCAUGAUCCCCGACACAACUUCCUCGCCAACAAUUGGCCUGAUGCGCCUCCAAUUCUGGCGCGAUGCCGUCAACAAAAUCCUCGCCGGCUCGCCACCGAAAGAACCCGUCGCCAUCCUACUUGCCUCCGCCAUCUCCGAGUUGAACGAGCGCACGCAAGGCCGUGCGCGGAUAAGCAAGGGCUGGUUGACUCGCCUGAUCAAUGCUAGAGAACAGACGCUCACAAAUGAUCCGUACCCGAAUAUCGCGGCGCUCGAACAAUAUGCCGAGAACACAUAUUCUACGCUUAUGUAUUUGACACUGUCGGCAUUGCCGAUGGCUUCUGUCACGGCAGACCAUGUUGCUUCUCAUAUUGGAAAGGCGGCAGGCAUUGCGGCUGUCUUGCGUGGGUUGCCGCUUGUCGCAUUUCCCGCACCGGCAGCGAGAUCGCCCAGUGGAAGCUCAGUCAGUGCUGGCCCUAAGCAAGGGGCCGUUAUGUUGCCCUUGGAUAUCAUGGCGCAGGCCGGGGUAAAGGAGGAAGAGGUUUUGCGGCGUGGAGCUGAUGCUGAGGGCUUGCGAGAUGCUGUUUUCGCUGUCGCUACACGGGCGAGUGAUCACUUGAUCACUGUCGAGCAGAUGUUAAACAAUCUCCGAGCUGGUAAAGAUGUCGGACACGACUUCGAGCAUGAGGGUGAAGAGGGUCAUGAGUAUGGGCAUGAUGUACUAGGUGCGCAGACCCGCGAGUCACCUAUUGAUGAGAUCAAUCGGGCCUUUGGUGUCUUUAUGCCGGCUGUAUCUACGCGCAUGUGGCUGGAUCGGCUGCAGCAGUAUGAUUUCGACGUCUUCCGCCCGGAGCUGCUUCGAUCUGAUUGGAAGUUCCCGUGGAAGGCUUACAUGGCUUUCAAUCGGAAGGCUAUUUGA